Messenger RNA from Arachis duranensis, 1663 nucleotides. RefSeq lists its product as uncharacterized. The record is from RefSeq and is a predicted model, not a curated record. Gene Ontology annotation, biological process: transmembrane transport. The coding region runs from base 283 to 1227 and encodes 314 amino acids. The transcript has 6 exons. Lineage: Eukaryota; Viridiplantae; Streptophyta; Magnoliopsida; Fabales; Fabaceae.
AUGGAAAACAUUGUCUUUGAACAUUUUCCUUUCGAAGGCGUGCUGCCUUCUCCCACAAAACCGCGUAUGCCGUAUGCGCAGCCUUUUCCCUUUACCAUUCUUCCACCAAACAUUAACAUUAGCAUCCACAACCUUAAACCUUAAUCACCCAAUUGCAGCAGAUUUCAGAUGUCUUCUUGCAAAAUUGUUCUUCUUACCAUUUAGAUAGUUUGCCUUUUGAUCUUUUGUUCUUCACUUUUGUUCUGAUUUUUCUGAGAAUAUUGGAUCCUUCAUUCCCUUCAAAUGGCUCAAUCAUUUGGUCAAACUGAGAUCAACUGGGACAAGCUAGAUAAAACUAAGUUCUAUGUCAUAGGAGCUGGCCUCUUUACCGGUGUUACGGUAGCACUCUACCCGGUUUCUGUUGUCAAAACAAGGCUGCAGGUUGCUACAAGGAAUACUGUAGAGAGAAGUGCUUUCUCUGUUGCAAAAGGAUUGAUCAAAACCAAUGGAAUCCCUGGUUUGUAUAGAGGGUUUGGCACAGUUAUCACUGGUGCAAUCCCUGCCAGGAUCAUAUUCCUAACUGCUCUGGAAACCACAAAGUCAGCUUCCUUCAGAAUGCUCGAACCAUUGAAGCUAUCUGAAACUACCCAGGCUGCCAUAGCAAAUGGAAUUGCAGGCAUGACAUCGUCACUUGUAGCCCAAUCUGUAUUUGUUCCCAUGGACGUGGUUUGCCAAAAGUUGAUGGUGCAAGGAUACGCAGGCCAUUCCCAGUAUAGCGGGGGUUUGGAUGUUGUUCGUAAGGUUUUAAAGACCGAUGGUAUCCGAGGAUUAUAUCGAGGAUUUGGUCUAUCUGCUAUUACUUAUUCUCCUUCAAGUGCUGUAUGGUGGGCAAGUUAUGGUACAAGCCAACGCCUAAUGUGGAAAUUCUUGGGCCAUGAUAGCCCAUCCGACCAAAACCCGCCUAGCGUGCAAAAGAUUAUGUUAGUUCAGGGUACUGGAGGGAUGAUUGCUGGUGCCACUGCAUCCUGCAUUACAACCCCGUUGGAUACUAUCAAGACACGAUUACAGGUGAUGGGACAUGAACAUAGAAGCUCGAUAAAACAAGUCGCGAAAGAUUUAAUCAACGAAGAUGGUUGGAAAGGCUUUUAUAGAGGGUUUGGUCCAAGAUUAUUUAGCAUGUCGAUGUGGGGUACUUCGAUGAUAUUGACAUACGAGUACCUAAAGCGCGUGUGUACUAAAGAUGAAUAAAGGCAUUUUAGUCUGCAAGCUUUGUCUUCUGUUUUGUAACUAGCCAUGAAUAAUUGACAAGCACAGAUUGAAUUAUAAACCUACACCUUCAGCACUGGAGUUGCUGUUCUACAUUUAUCAUCAGCAGCUUUGGAAGAUUAACCUUUUUUUGCAUUGAAGCUAUAUAUACUAACAGUGACAGAGUGAAAAAAUUACUGCUGGAUUUGUUGCAGCUAGAGAUGUAAUAAGUUCAUUCUUUUUUAUGACUAAAUUGUAUUCAUGUAUUCAUUUUUGGCUGUGCCUUGUAUAAUGUAAAUUUAUUAUAUGGAAGGAAAUCAGAAAUAGAUUGUAAUGAAAUAUGAAGAAUCAAUUAGAAACUCUUAAAUCUGUGUAUGCAACUAUGGAUGUGUUGCAUACAUUAGAAACAGUUUUAUGCACAACCAUGCAUAUAUUAUUA